AUGCAAAAUGAGUUCAAAAAAGUGCCUCUCACUUCAAACCAGGAUUUCAGUUGGGCGUUCUUGAUUGAUUGGGUUUUGAUUCUAUCGGUGUCUAUAUUGGCAGCUUUCUACUUUGGAAGAGCUUUCGGAUUUAUAAUUACAACGUUACUAGAAUGGUUUGUAUGGAAACGUUACUCUGUUAAAAUACAAGUGCAUUCACUGAAAAUCUCAUUUUUGGGUGGCCGCUUGUUUUUCAAAAACCUGACUGUGGUAACCGAAAAUCAGACUAUUUCAGUUCUGCAAGGUCAUUUAACUUGGCGAUAUUGGCUGUUCAACUCCAGACAAACGUCUUAUGAAAGAGCUCAAUGUGGUGCCACAGGAAGUGAUAACAGGCCCUGUCGAUUUAAGUUUGAGUGCCAGGGUUUGGAGCACUUUAUCUACAAUAAAACCCACGCGUUUCAUCAUGUGAAAAGCUCACUAUCCACAGACGAACAAGCUCGCUUUAGGGAGUUCGAUGAGUUUAACGAGGAUGGACAUGAUUCUUUUCACAAUAACGCUUCUUCCACCCAAUCAUCUACGCUAGCUUCAGAUGACAAGAAUGCGUCCAGCUCUACGGAAUCCUCUCUGAAUCAUUCAUCUUUACCACUCCCUCCGUUUCUGCGGUCAUUGCCGCUUGAGUUUGAUGUCCAGAAAGGUGCGAUCGUCGUGGGAAACAAGCAUACCACAUCUAUUCUCAUCUUGAACUAUGAUUCACUUCAUGGAGUUCUUGACGUUGGAAUACCGAACAACAAGCUAGAUCUUUACAAAAUGCAAACCCGAAUAGAGUUCAAUAAAUUUCGAGCGUCACUCAGACCAAACCUGGCUUUCAGUGCAGUAUUGCCUUUGCAAACGCUAGUAAGAGCCGAAAAGCUCAAGGGAAUAUGGCAUAAGUCUAUCCAAGUUUUACUCAAGGCGAAAGAUGGACGCUUUUAUGACUUAUAUCCUAGGAAUUCAGAUCCACACCACAUUGUUCAGAAUCCUUUGGAAGAAUGGAAAGGUUUGGGACUUUAUAGGAAGGAGGACGAUGCAGCAUGGGAUGAUGCUUUUAAGUUUGAUGUGUCGAAACAUCAAUAUGCCAAGUACACGAAGUUAGUGAAAAGCGAGAAACUUGUUGUCGAUUAUUCGUUCGAUAGCCCCGGUGUCACCCCUAGCCUCUCGUCACAUGCAGCUAGUGAUUCGACUAAACAGGAUGAAGCAGACCGACCGCCAGAUUUCUCUGUCGACAUAAAACUUUUUGGGGCCACGAUACAUUAUGGGCCCUGGUCACACAAUGAGCUUCUCCCUAUUCAAAAAAUGUUUUCUCCAGUGAUAUCAAGGGACAGCAGACCUCUGGAUAUCCCAAAGGCAGGUUCCAAGCGAGAUUUCGUUAGAAGUAAGCUCUCAGUAACGGUUGCGAGCUCCAGCAUCCUUCGUAUUCCCACACGCGAGGCAAGCAAGGAUUUGGAUUUUUUGAAGAGAUUUAGGGAGACUCAAGAUGAUUCCCGACCUUUUGGGUGGCUAGAGAUUGUUCUAGCCAAGGGAUCUGAACUUACGCUUGAUUUUGCGAUGUGCCCAACAUCAUCUGGAUUUGAAAACAUCUUAGAUUUGCAUAUGGAGGAGCCUGAACUCCGAACAAGUGUUAAUCAUGACAUUUUGUUUAGCGCUGUAUCUCACGAUGUUCACGCCCAGAUUGGGUACCCUUUGGGCUGGAACCAAAUGGCAGAAUGGAAGUUCGAUCUCGCUUCAGACCAAGCCCAAUUUUUCAUUUUGAAGGACCAUAUCCAUUUACUAGCUGAUAUGAUCUCAGAUUUUGGAUCAGGAGAGCCUACACCCUAUGACUUAUUUCGUCCGUUCAUCUACGAGUUCACCUGGAACUUCAGAGGUUAUUCAAUCUACUUGAAUGUAAAUGACGCAAAUAUUGUUAACAAUCCUGUUGAUUUCAACGAGAAUUCUUAUUUAUCGUUCCAUGGCGACGACCUUCGGAUGGAAUUUACUGUACCACAACUAAGUGUGGCGGGAAAUAGUACAACAGUUGACUAUAAACUCUUCACAUCGAUGUUUAGACUUCGAAUCAAUACCCCAACAUGGAGUACCCUUCAUGAAUUUAUGAAAGAUCAGGAAGUGGGAAGGUGCCAUGACUUCACAAUGUCAGGCUCUUACCUCUUCUAUUCUAAGCUUGAUGUUGACAAUACUGAUACCAUUAUUAUUGACUGUCAAAGUAGAUCGACCACCCUCAAGUGUUACGGUUUUGUGGUUAGGUUUUUGAUCGGUGUGAAGAUGAACUAUUUUGGGGAUUUUGCUCAUUUUAAGACAACCGAAGAGUACAUGGAGGAACUUCGAGGUGCCAGUGUAGGUAGAAAAACAGCUUCUGCUGCAAUCGAGGACUUUUUAGGCAUAAUAGAUUCCUGUGGCCGUAACUCACAGUCGGAACUGCCUCAUCUUAACAGAGAUGCGGUUUCAGCUAGGAAAAGCUCGUUGAAAAGAAUGGUCAACGAAAAAGACGUAUGGUUCACAUUUUCUGUCAGAGAUGGCUGCAUUGCUCUUCCAGAACAAUUAUACGACUGCGAAAGUUGUUUCGCCUUUCAGUUCGAUUCUUUGGACAUUGAUGUCCGCGAUCUGAAUUACUAUAUGGACCUACAAGCAUCAUUUUCGCCUAUUGAGUUCAGACGUCUGUCUACGUCGAACUCUGAUGGAAUAUUUGGACGCACGACAGAGAGGAAUGCCGAAAGUUUUUCUCUUGGGCAGGCUUCGGACCUUCACAUUCAUGCGCAUCGUCUUUUUGGCUUACCUCCCGAUGAGGAAACUUAUGUCUGCAAGUGGGACUUUGCUCUCGGCUCGCUCAAGAUAGAGUCUGAUCUGUCUUUUAUAUUACAAUUGACUGAAGCUUCAAAGAAGUUAAUCUUCGGUUUCAAGGAUUUUGAAAACAUCAUGAACUAUGAGUCUACAAAUAUAUUCGAUUUGACUUCUGUCACUUUUGUCACCGAUGAAAUGACACUAAGCAUUCAAGACACUUUAACAAUGCACGAGAUCUCUGUAGAGACGAAAAGACUGAAAAUGACCUUCGUUGAUAUGGAGAACGAAGCCUAUUCAAGUAGAGUGGAUGUUGACUUAGCCCUGCUCUUGAUCAGCAUAGUUGAGAAAGAACCUAAGGAGAAGCUAAUUGGAUUAUUCAAGACGUCAGGUAGAGUUACAAACUUUUUGCAGUUGGCCGAUUUAAUGUCACAUACCAAAAAACAAAAAGCUCAUAUCGCUGCAAAUGAUGCACCUUUCCACCGCUGCCCCUUUUUGUUGCCCGGUGCUAUCCAAAACUCUGCAACAUACCGAGAACUGUUUGGCUCCAUACCUCCCGGGGUAUCAAUUCCUUCUGUUGCAAUACCAGUGACAACCGCAAACUGGUAUCAAGAAAUGAUUGAGUUUAUGCAAGCUGAAAAGGACCUUGAUAGAGUUAGUUGGGGCGAAUUUUUUUCAAAUGGAAUUGGCACCUCGCCAAUUGCUGCUUGUGAAGGGAGCAAUCAGCCACCUCUGUCGAGUACAAUCAAGCUCCCCAUCCACAUGGACGAAGCCGAUUAUGAUUCUGAGUUCUCCAAUCUCGUCAUGAGCUUAGAUUACGCAGUUCUCAAGUGCAACCCUCACUGCCAUCAACUGCUGGAGAGCUUAAUGAGCCAACAGUACUCAAACUUUGUGGAACAAUUAAUGGAUGCCAAUGAAAUGAAUGUUGUUCUUUACUUCAUAAAGAAAGCCAUGAACAUCAAAGAAUCAAAGAGAUUCAAGAUAUUAAGUCCUCAAAUUGAAAUAAUUCUUGGUGAGUAUUUGGAUGAACAUGAUGCUCUUGGCAACUUUACGUCAGCAAAAAUAUGUUUACGAGGGCUUAACUUGAAUGCAGGCCUAAAGGAAAAGGUUGAUGCAAGUGACCCCCUGGAAGAUUUUGAUGUAAAACGCGAUCAAGAGAUUACCGCCCUCGUCAAGAUACCAUCCUUGAAGGUAGAUGUGUGGGAACAAAAUCACUCUUCAUCGUCAAUCAAACGGGGUUUUGUUUUUUCUUCUGCAAUAAAUGAGUUAGAAGCGUGGUUUCUCGAAUCAGAGAAGAACAAUGCAUCUAUCAAUGUCUCAUCUGUAGAUAAUUCGAUGAAUCCCAAUGCAGUGGAAACUUUGCUAAUAUUUGCGAAGGGUUUGAUCAAUGAUUUCGAUAAGCUCUUCACUAUAUCUUCACAGUUUGAUAAUCUGAAGAACGAAGCAAGGAAAGACUUUUUUUACCAUGUGGCAAUGGCGAGCGAAGAAUAUCAAAUCAUGCAUGAUCCACCGGUCAUCACUAAGCCCGCGUAUAUCACCAGGGUUCCCAAUCAGCAUGUGAGGGAAAACAGGAGCUGGAAAAUAGUCACUCGAUUGCGACACAUUCUAAACUAUCUCCCUGAGCCUUUGGUGGCAGACCUGUAUGCAACCAUCAAAAAGCGCACGCUGAUAGCACCGGCCAAUGCAGGCACUAGAUUUCUAGAGGUGUUUUCUAAGUGGAGAAGUUGGGAAUUCUUCGACGUAGAAAAGUGCUUCUUUUACAGGAAAUCUUUUGGACAACAAUUGGGCUCUGAAAAUGGCGCGUCUGAGUUCAACGUUAAAGUGGGACUUGGCGUGAUUUCAUACACUCUUUCCAACGCUACGGACGAAGACGGAGACACGAUUAUACUUAAGGACAUAAUUGCUCUCCACACUUGCGAAGGAAAUCCUGCUGGAGCUCAUCAAGAUGCCCCUCGUGAAAAAUCUUUAUCCCUUACAAUCAAAACAGCGAGGAUAGUUGUUAGUGAAACCGCCUUGAAUCUCAAUAUAUUGCUGGAAGCGUUCUCAUCACAAGAUGCAAGAUCUUUCGAUUUUACUCAACAACAAUACCAAUCACUUGCCUUUGAGCAUAUGAGCUUUAUGAUCGAUCGAUGCGAAGUGCAGCUUAUUUCGAGAAGUGAAAAGCUCAGCUUCAAGUCGUUUGGUAAUUGCGCAACAUUUGGACGCCAACAAUCAGGAUCUAAAGUGGUUUCUUUCAUUACCUCAUGGGACUGGCUUGAAUUGGGCUUACGACAUCACAAUAACGUCUUGUUGGACGUCUUUUCAAGAAAUGGCUCAUUGACCACUGUACUUGCCUCUGUUGAGGAUGGGACGUCAAGUGUGUUUGAUUUCCAAUCCCGAAAGUUGCGCUUAAAGUCUCACUCGACAACCGAAUCAUACUGUGGCUUUAUCAGCUCAGUAGAACGUUUACAGAACGUCUUGCGAUCUAGAAUAGAUGUCAACCAACAGGUUGCAGCUGCAUCGUCCACUCAUGAUCCAAAGGGCACGGCCAGCAUGAGGGUUCGCGUGAAGGUCUCUCAUUUUGCUGCAGAUAUUGCAAUGAUUACUCCGCUCUCCUUCUCAAUACACGCAACUGAACUGGACACCAUCUUUGAGCAAGCUGGAGGCCAGGAGAUUCAGAUCAAUCUUGGUGGAAUAGACUUGGAAGUUGGGUCAUCAAAACGGUGCCAACAGUACUUAAAAUGGUCCCAGUCUAGACUCGAGUUGAGAUCGAACCUGGUCUGUGGAAAGAAUGCAAGCAAUACAAUAACAGUGGAAUCUGAGCUUUCCAAGCUCGAAGUGUGCGAACCCAAAAGUUUGUUCACAGUUGCUUUGGAAGAUUAUCACGUUGCCAAGCAAAGCUUGCAUUCUCUCGAUGUAGCUCUGAGAGCUUUACAACUUCACGGAAAUAAGGAAUCCGAUGAUCGAGCCACUUCCUUCCCGGGAGUAUGGAACAUCUCCUUGAAAGCGAAGUACGCGGGUGUUCUGUUAUCUCUAGGAGCGAGCAGCUAUAUCUUGGAAUUAAAUCAGCUGCUAUUCAACUUGUCUGGUAAAGACCAUCACUUACAGAACGACUCCAGGAAAGGCGAUCACAUCCAAGGGGAGAUUUGGGUCAACAGUAUGGCCUUUUUAAUAAAUGAUUCGCAGCUAUCUGCGGGGCUCGCUAAGCUGAUAGACAUCGGCCUGGGUAUCAAGGUUGCUCAAGAGUCGGAAGGUAUCGUCAAGUCUUUAGAAAUUGAAAGCUCGCACUUCAGAAUUGCCAUAUGCCCCGUUUCUGUGAUCAAAGUUCUGCUUUUGGCGUUAGAGAUCUCAAAUUUUGCCUCAACGCUGGCGCCCAGAGAACAUUCCUCAACAGAUGACCCUGGUACAUUAGCAGGUAUUUUAAAGGCAUUAGGUGCUAUACAGUCCAUACACAUACUGUCAUACAAUUUUUGUGUCGGGUGGAUGUUUGACGUGGUUGGAGCGACUCAUCCAGGGCUUAUCUGGGGGUAUCAAAGGGUCUUUGCCGCUCAUGAAUGGCCUCAUGGUAAACUUACAUUACUGGAUGCGUACUUUUCAAUGGCUCGGGGAUACUCUUCUGAUGAUUUUUACGCCACGGAUAGUGAGGUAAACAAAUUCAAUCGUAGCUUCUUGCCAAGCACGCAAAUUUGUUAUUGGUUUGGAAAUGUGAAUUGCGCCGAAGAAUUGUUUGUGAGGGUGACUGGCGAAAGAUUGGAUGUCAGCUUCUUGUCAAAAGCAAUUGGGCUUGCGGAAGGACUUCUGAAGUCUGUACAAGAAUUUGAAGACCUUAAGAGAACCCAGCUUGAUCCACUUCUAUCCUCUGUAAAGGAGAGCGGUCGCCCUUCGUCCCCGUCAAAGCCGAUUAAGAUACCUGGCUUUUUCGGAAUAAAAAGCCUCAACUGCGUUGCCCGAUACGCAGGCGGUGUUUUCAAGCUUUACUCUCCAGAGGAUGUCAAUUCAGGCAUUGAUCCAUCCUUCCAAUUGGAAAGUCCUUCUGUUGAGGUCAUAUUUGAUUACAGAAAUACGCCUUGUGAUCGUCGUUCCCAUAAAUUACGGGUCCUAGCCCACGUCGACAGAUCUCAUAACACCAUUUUCCCAACUUGCGUGCCUCUCCUUGGAGAAUUAGCGAGAGACGUGAGAUGUUUGAUGAAGAGCUUCAAUGUGAGUUCCGAAAAUACGUCAUCCGUGUCCAACGUUCAGGACAACAUCAAUUACAAAAACUUAUUGAGAGACUUUGAUAUUUCAUUUCAGACGAAUGUCCAACAGCAGCUGAUCAGUUUGAGUUGUGAGCCGAAGGCCAAAGUUCAAGCUGAUAUCGGCUUUGACAAACUUGUGAUUAAAUUGUUCACUAAUGAUUUGGAUGUCCUAGAGCCAUUGAGCGUCUCUGUCGACAUUAGAAACAUCAUGGCGACAUCAAGGCACAUUUUCUCUAGGGAGAUCAGUACGUCCAUUAAAAUUGACCAGUUACGAUUCGUGUUCUUCUUAACACAUCCAGACGUCAUUCACACAUAUGGUAUUGUGCACAUUCCAAGUAUCGACGUCUACUUUAACAUCAAACAACUCCAAGACUUGAAUGUUUUCAUUAAUAUAUGGAAAGUUGAUAGCGAGGUUUUGUCUCAACGAGAAAUGGCUGGCAGUUCACCGUCGUAUUUAUCAGCAGAGGGAAGUCUGACCGCGAAACACAAAAAAGUAACGUCAAAUAGUUCAUUUCCUUGGAACUUUGUGAUGGUCAUUUCGAAAAUUAAGGGCGAUAUUGAUUUAGGCGUAUCGCUUGGAGUGCUCAGUCUUUCUACUGAUAGAAUGUGGGCAGUGACUGACCAUUAUUCAAACUGGACUCAAAAGUUAAGUCUAAGGCUAGAAAGGGUGUCCCUUUCCUCUGACGGAAGGCUGGGUGGAACGCUGCUAUUGCGAAACCUAAACUGGAUGUCCCAGGUUAGCUGGCCAGUACAUGGCGGUGAAUUGCAAAACCCGCUCAUCAUUAUAAACAUUGCACUUGAGGAAUUUGCACUAAAGCUAUCUUUCGACUACCAUUUGAUAUUGAUUGCUAGCUUGGAGAAUUUUAGAACGAAUCUUUUCAACAAGCGAGACCCAGCGGGAUUAUCUAGAAAUCUCAUGUCCGUGUCAGUUUUUUGUGAAAACACCCAUAUAUUUGCAACGGCCCUUGCACCUGCAAACUUGCUUGAUGUCUACAACACAAUCCUGAGAAUGCGAAAAGAUAAUAAAAAAUCUUACCUCGAGACACUUGGAGAUUCGAACACUAAGGACACAAAACAAGUUACUACUAGCCGCGAAAUUUUGAGCUCAUUAAGUUUCUUGCGCACAGAACUAGAUGUUAAAUUAAGCUUUUUCAAUGCCCAAAUAUUUCCUAGUACUUUAUUCGAUAUGGAAGUGCUCACAUUUAAAGCUGCAAAUCUUUCCAGUAGCUCCCAAAUUGAGAGGCAUAAAACGUUGAAGACCCAAUUAAGUUGGCAGAUUCACGAUGUGAAAAUAGCUCUGUCUACGUUCAAGUCUCAACUUCAUGAGAAAGCAGCUUCUCAAAUUGGCGUCAAGGAAUACAUAAAACAUGGAUCUCAAGCUCAUGGCGGAACCAUUUUGGUUAUUCCCGCUAUUCUGAUUAGUAUGACCACCUGGCAUGAUUUAACUACGAAUAAGGUCGAGCUGUUGUACGGCAAUAAGUUUGGAGGGAAAGUUGGGAUUAGAUGGAAUUUGGGAUCUAUUGCUUUUUUGAGGGAAAUGUGGGCUACUCAUGCAAGAGCACUAGCUCUUAGAAGGUCUCAUGACGAACAGCCACGAAGCUUGUUUGAGGAUGAAAAUCUCGAAAGUAAGUUAAAGGAUGUGGAUCUAGGAGAUAAGUAUACAUAUAUCCCUCUGGAAGAACCUCAGAUCGAAAUACCACAAACAAAAGACCUGGGCGAAGCAACCCCACCUGUGGAGUGGUUUGGUGUUAAUCGCAAUCAGUUCCCUGGACUGACUCACCAGGCGAUUAUAGUUCCUCUACAAAAGCUCGCCCACAUCGCCGAAUAUGAAUGGGCUAGAAUAUUUGGGCAUGCCUAA
Lachancea dasiensis is the source of this 8859-nucleotide messenger RNA. NCBI's taxonomy places the organism in Eukaryota, Fungi, Ascomycota, Saccharomycetes, Saccharomycetales, Saccharomycetaceae. The record is from the annotation of a GenBank genome assembly.